AUGAACACCGCCAUCGGACAUGGACAAGACAAGGGCCCUGGUGACACGCCAGUGACCGUCCAUGAGGAGAAUCUCAAGCUGUCAAUCAAAUCCCUGGAGCUACUCGAGGAAGAGUCGGAUGCAGGUCUCGACAAGCGCGUCAGGCACAAAUUCGACCGACACAUCCUGCCGUGGCUGUUCGGAAUCUGGCUCUUCUCGUUCCUGGACCGCAGCAACAUUGGCAAUGCCAACAUCGCCGGGAUCUCACAGGAUCUCAAGCUCGUUGGCACCGAGUACAAUUUAGCCCUCAUGCUCUUCUUCAUCCCCUACAUCUUGGUUGAUAUACCUUCAAACUGGAUCCUCAAGUACUGUCGCGCGGGUUACUAUCUCCCGGGUCUCAUCACAUGCUGGGGCGUUGUCUGCACUUGCAUGGGUUUUACCAAGAGCUUGGGAGGACUAAUCGCAUGCCGCGUUUUGCUGGGCCUGUUCGAAGGAGGUCUCGUGCCAGGUAUUCUCAUCUACCUCGCCAUGUUCUAUCGCCGCACCGAGAUGGCGUACAGAAUUGGGAUCUUCUACUGCGCAGCUCCAUUGAGCAGCGCAUUUGGCGGGCUCCUUGCUUCUGGCCUCGCGAAGAUUGAGGUUGGAUCCUACCGGAAAUGGCCGUGGAUUUUCUUUGUGGAAGGGGCUGCAACCGUUCUCGUCGGGGCCACUGCGGCGUUGUUCUUGCCGGACAGUAUCUCGCAUGCCAAGUUUCUGACCGAAGAGGAGCGAGGUGUAGCACACAGGCGGGUCGAGGGCGAUGCGCAAGGAGCGACCGGCGCAUCCGGAGUCGAGCAGGAGACGUUUUCGUGGCAUUGGGUCCGCAUAGCACUGGCUUGCCCACUGCCUUGGCUCAGUUCCCUUGGCUACCUGAUGAUCAUCGUGCCUCUUUAUUCUUACGCUUUGUUUCUGCCUACAAUUGUCCACUCGCUUGGAUAUACCUCGACGACAGCACAGCUGCUUACUGCGCCACCGAACGUCUUGGGUUUCAUCAGCGUCCUCAUAGUCACCAGGCUUUCGGAUAGAGCCUCGAUGAGGGCGCCUUUCAUGAUCGCCGGUGGCCUUCUCGUCGCGAUCGGCUACUCAAUGCUUCUCGCGUCAGAUGCCCCUGGAGUCAAGUACUGUGCCACAUUCUUCAUCGCAAGCGGCCUGUACCCUUGCUCUCCCCUUGCACUAGCAUGGCUGAGCAACAACUCAGCCCCUCACUACGUCCGCGCGACGACAAGCGGGCUGCAACUUAGCAUUGGCAACUUCGCGGCCUUUAUCGCAACCUACUCGUACAUUGCGAAAGAUGCUCCAAAGUACACAAUGGGACACAGCAUCAACAUCGGCGCUGCGUGCUUGUUCUGCGCCAUGACGGCCUUGACAAUGUUCUACUGCAGCUGGGAAAACAAGCAACGGGAACGAGGCGCCCGUGAUUGGCGCCUGGUACGGCAAGAUCCUGCGCGGCUUGGCCAUUUGCAUCCGGAAUACAGGUAUAGCUUGUAA
Molecule: messenger RNA, 1506 nt
Organism: Fonsecaea multimorphosa CBS 102226
Lineage: Eukaryota; Fungi; Ascomycota; Eurotiomycetes; Chaetothyriales; Herpotrichiellaceae
Exons: 7
Coding region: 1-1506 (501 amino acids)
Biological process (GO): transmembrane transport
Cellular component (GO): membrane
Molecular function (GO): transmembrane transporter activity
Source: RefSeq, a predicted model, not a curated record